AUGAAAAGAAGUCAAGCACCAUCUGUAAGAUUAGCAAAACGAGGUGUAAAAGAAGAAGACAUUAAACUCGCAUUUAAGUUUGGUUGUCAUGCCAUUGACCAAUUAUUAAAUAAAGGAACUUUUGAACAGAAAACCGAAAUAGAAGAACAAGGAAAAACAAAACAACUCAAUAUGGAUGAAGAAAAUAAUGGUGGUGCCAAAAAUGAAGUUGUCAAAGAAAAUGGACCAAAGUUAUAUUAUUGGUGCAUAUUUAAACCAAAAAACAAAGACCCUAAACCAGGUAUAUUAGAAGUUAGCUUUGAUAAAUUAUUAUUGUUUGAUAUGGAAGCAAAACAAACUGGUUCUGUUGAUAUCACUAGAGGAGAAGUAUAUGAAAUAGAGUUAACAGAUAAAGAAAAUAAGGAAAAUCAUAUCAAAGUUGAAACUCAAACAAUAAAAAUAAAGAACAAAGAAAUAAUAAUAGAUACUGGAAAAUGUUUUGUUAUGUCUCAGAAAGAGGUAAAAGUCCUAAUAAGUUUUCCAGCAGAAAAAUAUGUAAAUGGAUCUAUCUUUCUUCAAAAACCACCAACUGAGGAAGAGUGUGAGAAAAUUGUUCAAAAAAAAGAAGAAAAAAAGAAGACAGUAUUUGUUGGUAGAGUGUUAUUAUCUAAGAAAGCAAAAGGUUUUGUUGUUCCAUAUAAAAAUGCUGUUAUACAGAGAAAAAGACAUGAACCAUUAUUUAAUCCUAAUGAACCAGAUGCUGUUGUAUUAUAUCAACCAACAGUUACAAGUAGAAAAGAGGUGGCUGUAGUUGUUGAUCCACUACUAGGAUUAAAACUAAGACCACACCAAAAGGCUGGAGUAAAAUUUAUGUAUGAUUGUGUUAUGGGAUUAAAACAAGGAUUUAAAGGAAAUGGAUGCAUUUUGGCUGAUGGAAUGGGUCUAGGAAAAACAAUUCAAGCAGUUACAUUAAUUUGGACGUUAUUACGACAAGGACCUAAUGGAGAACCCACAUGUAAAAAAGUGAUGGUUGUUGCACCAUCAAGUUUAGUAGGAAAUUGGGAAAAUGAGUUUAAGAAAUGGUUAGGUAAUGCUGCACCAAGGGUUGUUGGAGUUUCAUGUUCUGGAGCUAAGACAGACCAAGCAAUUAGUGAUAUGGAUUUUGGAUAUGCUGAGAUUAUGGUUAUAUCCUAUGAUCAAUUAAGAAUUCACAUUGAUAAAAUAGAGAAAAUUAAAGGUUGGGGAUUACUUAUUUGUGAUGAAGGACAUAGACUGAAAAAUGCUGAUAUUAAAAGUAGUCAAGCAGUAAACAGAGUUCCUACUAAAAGAAGAGUUAUUUUAUCAGGAACACCAAUUCAGAAUGAAUUAGGAGAGUUUUAUGCUAUGGUUUCAUUCGUAAAUCCUGAUGUAUUAGGAAGUUUAAGUGCAUUUAAGAGAAUUUAUGAAGAACCAAUUAUGAAAAGUCGACAAUUUGACUGUACACCUGAAGAAAAGUAUGCAGGGAAUCAACGGUCGAAAGAGUUAACAAGAUUAACAAAAUUAUUUAUUCUAAGAAGAACAUCUAAAGUAAAUCAAAAAUAUUUACCACCAAAAGUACAGCAUGUAGUUUUUUGUUCAUUAACUCCAUUACAAAAGAAGAUUUACACUGCUUUAUGUACUUUAAAAAAUAAACCAAAAGGAAAAGAUGAAAAGAAAAGUUGUCAAUUCCAAAUAUUAACUGCAUUAAAAAAAGUAUCAAAUCAUCCUUGGCUUAUCCAGGACUUUGUUAAAACUUUUCCAGAAGUAUUAGACGGAGUACUUCCUAAAGGAGAGGCAUUAUGGGAUAUGGAAUUAUCAGGGAAAACAGCCUUUUUAGCUAAGUUAUUAGCGUUUUUAAGAAAACAUAAAGAAAAGAUAGUUAUUGUUUCAAAUUAUACAGAAACAUUAAAUUUUAUUGCACAUCAUUGUAAGAAAUGUGGGUAUCCUUAUAUUCAGUUAGAUGGAAGUGUUGCUGCAACAAAAAGAACACAGAUGGUUAACAGAUUUAAUAAUCCAGAGUUGGAUGAAUUUAUUUUUCUAUUAUCUAGUAAAGCUGGAGGGUGUGGGUUAAAUCUUGUUGGUGGAGCAAACUUAGUGAUGUUUGAUCCAGAUUGGAAUCCUGCUAAUGAUGAACAGGCUAUGGGAAGAGUGUGGAGAGAUGGUCAAAAGAAAAAGUGUCAUAUUUAUCGUACUUUAUCAGCUGGGACUGUUGAAGAAAAAAUGUACCAACGACAAAUAAAGAAACUAGAAUUAGCAGGUAAAGUUGUUGAAGGAGGUGAUGACAAUGAUGAAAGUACUUUUGAUGAUAAACAACUAAAAGAGUUAUGUGCUUACAAAGAUACUGCAUGUGAGACGCAUGACUUACUAGGAUGUACUUGUGGUGCUGGUUCAAGACAAAGUAUCAACUGGGCUAAAAGUGAUGGUAAACUUGAAGUUCUUAGAAAAGAAUGGAAACAUUUUAAUGGAAAAAAACCAUUGGAAGAUGAUGUACUGAGAGAAUUAGAUUCUAAAACAAUAAGCUUUUUAUUCAGCAAAGAGGAUGAACAACUAAAAGAUGAUGGUAAUGAAGAAGUUGUUGAAGAAAAAAUGCCAGGAGAAGAAGAAGAAGUUGAAGAAGAUUGCAAAAUGAAAGAAGAAAGUGAAGAAGAAUUGUAA
Entamoeba nuttalli P19 is the source of this 2652-nucleotide messenger RNA. Its product is annotated as DNA repair protein, putative. The transcript has a single exon. Gene Ontology annotation, molecular function: ATP binding; ATP-dependent chromatin remodeler activity; DNA translocase activity. Gene Ontology annotation, biological process: reciprocal meiotic recombination; double-strand break repair via synthesis-dependent strand annealing. Gene Ontology annotation, cellular component: nucleus. The record is from RefSeq and is a predicted model, not a curated record. The coding region runs from base 1 to 2652 and encodes 883 amino acids. NCBI's taxonomy places the organism in Eukaryota, Evosea, Mastigamoebida, Endamoebidae.